Messenger RNA from Drosophila ficusphila, 1023 nucleotides. RefSeq names its product terminal uridylyltransferase Tailor-like. The transcript is spliced from 5 exons. Lineage: Eukaryota; Metazoa; Arthropoda; Insecta; Diptera; Drosophilidae. Gene Ontology annotation, molecular function: poly(A) RNA polymerase activity. Bases 107 to 931 code for a protein of 274 amino acids. The record is from RefSeq and is a predicted model, not a curated record. Gene Ontology annotation, biological process: mitochondrial mRNA polyadenylation; mRNA 3'-end processing.
GGCACUCACCUCGAUUCCGUGAUGCCGGGCGUAGGCAAUGAGAUCCUGACGGCCUUGAAAUUGGCGGCAGAACUCCACGUCCCGCCACGGCGCUAUGAUCUAAGAAAUGUACAAUUUUUGGAACGCUCUUGAAGAUGAUGUGCGAAAAGCCGUAAGUCGUCAAAACAACGUUAGCCUCUUCACAAAUAUAAAAUUGGAGCUAAUGGAGACCCUGCGGCCGGAAUUUUCUUCCAAGUCAAUCCAUAUCCAUACCUUUGGCUCGAGAGUAAUGGGCGUGGCAGGACCGGAUUCGGAUCUGGAUCUAUACGUGGAUAUUGGCAAUUGCAGUGGUAUAUACAGCGACACUCCGACCAAAGAAGUACUUCAACAGGGGGAGGUCAUCAAGAAAGCCAUUCAAAAAGCUGCCUCGAAGUGGGAUUUCUUGGGCAUCUCUGGAGGCAGAUGUCCUGUAAUCGUUGUCCGGCACAGGAACUCGAAUAUCCAGUGCGACAUAAGCUUCUCGAAUAGCAUGACCUUAGGCCAGAACCAGCUGGUUAACUACAUCUUUGAACUUCAGCCUAUUGCUCGCUACAUGGUCGUCUAUCUGCGGGGCUGGGCUAAAAAGCAAGAUAUUUGGUCGGACUUCCGCAGCCACUUACUGGUGCUUAUGGUGAUAUUUGUCCUGCAAAGGCAGGGACAGUUACCGACUAUCAACCAGCUUCAACAUGCUCUACAGCCGGAUGUUGGUCCGUGGAUAACCAAGUUUUGUAAACUCGAGUUAAACCACUUUAAGAUAAAUAAAAUUCCAACAAAUGGUGAUCAGGCCCGCCAAGCUCUUUCUUCCUUUUUUAGGUACUAUUCAAACUUCAAUUUUUCCCAUUUUGUUGUUUGUCCAUAUCUGGGAAGAGAAAUUUUGCGUUGCGAGUUGAAUUACUUUAUGCCCCAUAGGUAAGAAAAUAGUUGAAAAAUGGUUUAAAAAAAUCCUUAUGUUACGAAUCUUAAGGGGUUAUCCUACCCCUGACCUUUUAAAAAAUUCAUUUUUUU